Messenger RNA from Sporothrix brasiliensis 5110, 1356 nucleotides. RefSeq lists its product as uncharacterized. Gene Ontology annotation, cellular component: fungal-type vacuole membrane. Bases 1 to 1356 code for a protein of 451 amino acids. Gene Ontology annotation, biological process: transmembrane transport. The transcript has a single exon. The record is from RefSeq and is a predicted model, not a curated record. NCBI's taxonomy places the organism in Eukaryota, Fungi, Ascomycota, Sordariomycetes, Ophiostomatales, Ophiostomataceae. Gene Ontology annotation, molecular function: transmembrane transporter activity.
AUGUCGGCCACACAGCUCGCGGUGCUCACCACGCCGGUGCACCCUGCACGUCGUCCAGACGACGAUGACGCGCGCACACGCCCAUCACUGCCGUCCCCGGCUGCACCGCCCCCGGCACCGCCUCCGCCUCGCCAACACAAAAAUGGCGCCCUUGUCGUCGCCGCGUUCGCCAUCACCUUUGUCGCCGUCGGCAUGCCCAACUCGUUUGGCAUCUUCCAGGACUACUACGCGUCCACGCUCUUCCCGGACACGCCGCCCGCGCAGAUCAUCCUGGUGGGCUCGCUCGCGUCGAGCCUCUACAUGAUCCUGGGCGCGCCCGCCGGACGCUUUGCCGACCGCUUCGGAUACGACGUGGCCGUGCUGGUGGGCGCCGUUCUGGUCGUCGCCGGCCUCUUUGCCGCCAGCGUCUGCACCCGCUUCUACCAGUUCCUGCUGGCGCAGGGCGUCACCUUUGGCCUCGGCGCCGCCUUCGUCUACUACCCGGCCGUCAGCGUGUCGCGCCGCCUGUUUGCGCGCCGCCACGGCGUGGCCAACGCCGUCGUGGUGUCCGGCGGCGCCCUGGGCGGCUGUGUGCUGCCAUACGCGACGCGCGUGCUGCUCCGGCGCCACGGCCUGCCCGCCACCUUCCGCACGCUCGGCUGCCUGGCCGCCGCUCUUUUGGGGUGCGCGUGGGCGGCGUUUUGCUGGCUCGACACGCCGGUGGUGCGGCCCCGCGGCCGGCCGACGGCACGUCUGCUGGACCUCGCGCUCCUGCGCGACCGCCGCUUCCUCGUCCUGCUGGCCGCCACCAGCGUCGCCAUGACCGGCUUCCUGCCGCGCUACUUUCUCAUCACGCCCUCCGCCGUCGCCCAGGGCGUCGAUGCCGCCUAUGCCGCCUGGCUGCUCGGCCUCAUGAACGGCCUGUCCAUUGCCGGCCGCCUGGGCAUCGGCGCCUUUGCCGACCGCUACGGCACGCUGACGGGCCUCGUGGCGAGUUUCCUGCUCUGCGGCGCCGGCCACCUGCUGUUCUGGCUGCCCGGCGUCCUCCGCACGGGCCACGACGCAGUCGCCCUGCUGACCGUCUUUGUCGUCUUUGUCGGCCUGCUGGGGUCCGGCUUUGUCAGCCUGAUUCCCGUCGUCGUGUCCGACCUCUUUGGCAGCGACAACCUCGCCAGCAAAGUCGGCUUGUUCAACAGCAUUGUCGGUGUCGGCGUGCUGGCCGGCCCCAGCGUGGCCAAUGCCAUUGUCGCCGGCCGCAGCCACAGCGGUCACAAUGGUCACGGCGGCCACGACGACUGGAGCAUGGCCGUCGUGUUUUCGGGGCUGGCCAUGCUGGUGGGGGGACUUUUGCUCACGAGAACGUUUCGUUACUUGUAG